AUGUUAGCGGAGCAAAACGCUGCCGAAGCGAGGCCGAGGUCGUUGGGAAGGUUCCGGGGACAGACUUUGCUGCUGGUCUUGGGCCUCUACGUCGUGAGCCGGCGGUUGGCGAGCUCCGCUCCUCUUCUUGGCGUUGGGGAACUCCAGGAGCUAGAAAACAGGAUCAGCCAGAGCAAGGUCUUCGUCGUCUCCAAGCAGUGGUGCCCGUUCUGCCAGCGUUUGAAGUCUGUGCUCGGCGAACUUGGCGUCGCCGCGGAGGUGCUGGAGCUUGAGGACAUGAGCAAGAAGCCACUGGUUAAAGACGAAGCAGCUGUCCUGGACUACAUGCAACAACGGACCGGCGCUCGCUCCGUGCCGCGGCUUUUCAUAGCCGGCAAAUUCAUCGGUGGUUGCGAUGAUGCUGUGACCAUGGCAAACUCCGGAGAGCUGCAGAAGCGGCUGAAAGAGGCCGGAGCUUUGUGA
Symbiodinium sp. CCMP2592 is the source of this 462-nucleotide messenger RNA. The record is from the annotation of a GenBank genome assembly. Lineage: Eukaryota; Dinophyceae; Suessiales; Symbiodiniaceae.